AUGUCCUCUUUACUGUUCUCCUCCGUCGGUACUCCUACUCCUGUUGUCGUUCAAAAACGACGUCAGAGGAUCAUCAGAGCGCAUUCAUCUUUUCGCGCCUUUCCGUCUUUCUCCGUUUUAGAUGAAUCGUCAUCGUUUUCAACGCAAAACAAAAGUAAUACUGAAAAUCUCAAACGUGUUGCCGGGGAAAGAACGAACUCGAUGAUGAUUAGAAAAAGGAACAACAGUAACAGUAACAACGACAACAAAAUCCUGAAAAGUGUCCUCCUCGUUCAAACAGUCCUCGUCCUUCUCUCCUCCUCUUCAUUUAAUGCGCACGCGUUGGAAGCGAACGAGCAAACGGAAUCGAAUGCAUUCGUACAAACUUUGUUACAAAAAACCGAAGAGAAACGAGAGGAAAGACAGAAAGAACGAGUGCUCGAGUAUUCGAAGAAAAAUUUCAAAGAUUACCUGGCCUUUGUGGAUAACGGCCGAACCGCGAAAACAGAGAACGACGUCAAAAUAAAAGAGUGGCUGGAGAAGAAUAAGUGA
Molecule: messenger RNA, 531 nt
Organism: Bathycoccus prasinos
Lineage: Eukaryota; Viridiplantae; Chlorophyta; Mamiellophyceae; Mamiellales; Bathycoccaceae
Exons: 1
Coding region: 1-531 (176 amino acids)
Source: RefSeq, a predicted model, not a curated record